AGUCCUGUCGAGUCCUAUUAAGUCAACACAUGCAUACCUACAACAAGCAAAUGCCAAAGUGCAUUUUCGAACUUCACUAGUAAAGUGGUCUUCGAAUAUAGGCUCUUCACAACACUGUUCCUUCCAUGAAAUGUUAAAAAUUCAACUCAUCAUCAUGUUAAGGGAUUAUUGAUCUCCGAUUUGCAUUAACGUUUGCACGCAUACAACCGGAGUCUUGAACUAUCAGUGGCAUUUAUAUUGGAUUUCCAGGAUUAAUUAAUAUGAUCUAUUGACCGAGUGAGAUUCAUGACCACAUCAUGGCCGACAAUUGCUCCUAUACACCGCUUGCGAAAGAAAUGCUGGAUAAUCUCCUGGAGGAGAAUCCUAAGAUGCUACCAAUCUUGAUAACGUGUACUCUCAUCACCUUGAUAGAAGCUAUAUUAUUCUUUGAAGCUUGGAUGUGGGUGCUACAACAUAUACCCUACAGUGAUCGACGAACAUCUAUUGUUUGGAUCAUUGGUAUAUAUCCGGUAUUUUGUGCAACAUGUCUACUUGGUCUCUACAUUCCAAGGGCUGCUGGAUUAUGUACUCUCACUGGAACAGCUUUUUUCGCUGUCUGUCUAUACGAGUUCAUCACAUUGAUCGUUGACUAUUUCGGAGGUCUUGAUGCAAUGAUCACUAGGAUGGAUGGGACUAAGUUCUCGAUCGCUAGACCACCACUCAUGUGUUUGUUUCAAUGCUUACCAAAACUCAAAAUGACCAGGAGAAACUAUCGCAUACUAGAGGCAUGUGUUUUACAGACUGCUAUCAUUAGACCCGUUCUGCUGUUCAUCACAGAGGUACUCAACAUAGAUGGCUCGAUCAAUGAAAACCCGGACACUGCCUCGACCAUCAUGCUCACAUUAAACUGCAUUACUCUCGUGUCCGCCAUCUUUGCUGUCUCAGCUCUAAUCGUGCUCUUCUCAGCGAGUAAAAACUUUCUGAAACCUUACAGAAUACGGAUAAAGUUUCUCUGUGUGCAAACAGCUCUCAUACUCAGCAACGUCCAGUCCGUUCUCCUUGUCAUCCUUACUCGAUUCGACGUCGUUCAGUGCAACAAACCAUUCAAUACACCAGACAGGGGAUAUCAAUGGCAUUGCUUCCUUUUGACAUUAGAAUCUGGUAUCAUGUUUAUACCUACUCUCAUCAUCUUCCGUACAACCAAUGGGAAUGUGACAAGAAUGAGAGUCCGUCCAAGUACAUUCUCAGGAAUGAUACCAAGUGAUGGCAAACCAAAUGAACAAGAACCUUUGAUUCAUCCUAAAGAUCGUUCAAAAUCGUUCGGUGCUGUCAAAGAAUUAUGACGACAAAAGAAUAAGAAGAAAAUCAGACGGAUGGAGAAGUGGGGAAUCUAUUUCUAUGGAGAUAUAUGAUGACGGACGUAUUGAAUUUGUUGGAAACACAAUCAUGUAAUGUAUGCACAUGUAUUUAGCAUUUGCGUUUCCUACAUAUAAACACUAUGGAUUGGUUGAAAUCUACAUCAUUCAUCAAACAUUCUGCCAGAAGUACAUUAUAAAGUAACCUUGUUUGGAUAAUUUUCAGUAAAAAAGUAUUCAUAAUUUCUACACAAAUUGUAUACAUGUAUUUUUCAAUGCAUUAUUCUUUCAUGUACAAAACAACCAGAAUGUACCUUCAAAAAAUAUGAUACUGUAGACUGACGUGUAUUGUGACAAUUUGUUCCGAAAUGUUGGAUUAAUUAUUGUAACUGACAUUAAUAUGUAGGCCUACAGAGAAUAUUCAUUGAUCUGAUACAUAAAUGUGAUAUCAUGAAGUUGUUUAAUUUGUUAUUUUAUCUACUACCUUGACUUAUUCUUUAUCAAAUGAAAAUGAGAUAUAUAGAGUUAAUCAAUAGUAACUACACAUGCACUCAACCUCACAUAAUAAACAACUGUAGAAAAAUAAAAAAAUUGAUCAAUCAAUCAAUCAAUCAAUACUUUACAAAGUCAGUUAGCCAAUCAUUAAAUCUAUCAAUCCACCAUAAUAUGAUUGAUACAAUCAGAAUGUCACUCACACAAUCUUGAUUUAACAAAAGAAUGAAAUGCAAAUAAUAUGACGAGAAACGUAUAGAGAUAAGGAUACAAAAUUGGAUUUAUUUUCAGCUAAAAUAUCAAAAAGUUUUAAUGGUUAAGUUUUGAUAGAUCUACAUUUCUAAGUCAUUGACAAUGUUCCUUUUGUAAAUGCAAUAUACUUGAAUGUGUAUAUUUCAAAAUGAAAAUAUAUUGAACUUUUGACCUGAAAUAUAUCAAUAUCAUGUUUAACUCUUGUAUCCCAUGUCAUGCUAUUGAUUUUGAAAUCUCAAAACCUGUCCCUAGCAAAUGCAGCAAUUGUAUUCUCAUAAAUAGUUUCUUACCCAAAACUAGGAAUCUCCAAACGCAAUAUUUGGAAUACAAUCAUGUUAGAUUUUAUAAAGUACUUUUUUAAACAGUGGGAAUUACAAACCACAUCAUAUGACAGUAAAUGUAUAUGACUCAUUCAAACAAAGAGAUAUGGUUAGAACCAUUUUUUACCAUGAUAUACCUGCAGGAUGAAUAACCAGAAAUGUGAUAAAAACUUUGUAUAUCAAAUUUCAGUGAAAAUCAUUUGUUUGUGUGACACUGAUGUAGUUCUAGUCAAACAAAAAUUCAGUUAUCAUCAGUAUUGAUCAAGUAACCCUAACCCAGCAAAAUCGUUAAGCACAUGAUUUGAUUCAUACAUAUAACACUUGGGUAGUUAUUCUGUUAAAAUUUAUUUUCAAUCAACAACUGAACAUGAUAUUUAGUCUCUCAAAAAUCAGACAAACAUUUGUCAGUCCAUAUCACAGCUUCCUAUCAAAGGCCUGUAACAUCAAGCUCAGUGAUUGAUCAUAAAGUUGAUUUGAACACUUUAAUAUACAUAAUAACCAAUGUAACUAGUGGUAUAACUUCUAUAAUACAGCACCAUUGCUUUGUGCACAGGACCAAGACGAUGAAGCAAACUGAGUAAAAGCAAUGUUAUAAUGUGAUAACAGUCAUUUCUCUCUCACUUACCGCCUGAAUAUUUGCCUUUUUUGAGAUAUGAGAUUUGUGACCCCACUGCUUCAUGUUGCUUCAGUGUAGUAAUAUAAUGGAAACUUUUAUGUAUAGUAUAGAUGAAGCAAGAGACUAAUUUUCAUUGAAAUCUAUAUGCUUGUAUAAUACAUCAGAGCUGUGCAGAGAUUGGGCAGGUAUUGAUGUUUGUACCAUAUAAUAUACUGUUGUCAGUAUAUCAUGACCAACUAGAUUAGCUCAUCUAAUUAUUAGGUUUUGUUUAAGGAGCAAAGAAUUUGUUCUUUCCUAGAAAAUAUGAACAUAAAUAAAAACGUUUUUAGAAAGGAAACUUUUGAAAAGGAAAAGGUCUCACUGUGAGUGUUAAAGAUGACUCUUGAAAAAGUCUUGAAAACUUGAGAAUCAUAUAUAAAUAACGUUUUUCAAUGAAAUACAUGAAAGUCUGAUAUUAUCGACAUACCUGUAUGUGUUAUACCUGAAAUAAAUUGUUCAAUAUA
Messenger RNA from Lytechinus pictus (painted urchin), 3517 nucleotides. RefSeq names its product organic solute transporter subunit alpha-like. The transcript has 7 exons. Gene Ontology annotation, molecular function: transporter activity. The record is from RefSeq and is a predicted model, not a curated record. Gene Ontology annotation, biological process: transport. Lineage: Eukaryota; Metazoa; Echinodermata; Echinoidea; Temnopleuroida; Toxopneustidae. Gene Ontology annotation, cellular component: membrane. The coding region runs from base 297 to 1322 and encodes 341 amino acids.